Molecule: messenger RNA, 1491 nt
Organism: Mesorhabditis spiculigera
Lineage: Eukaryota; Metazoa; Nematoda; Chromadorea; Rhabditida; Rhabditidae
Source: the annotation of a GenBank genome assembly
AUGAGUCGUCCACACCACAACCAGGCGCCCUACGGCGUCUACGGGGACGCGUCCGAUUGGACCCACUACCCGGUGCAACAAUUCGUGCCAAACAACAGCCGGCAGCCGCAGUACAAUGCGCAACACCAGCCGAUGCAGUGGCCGCCCCUGCAGCAGCACUCCGGCUACGACCAGCGCCGGCCCGGAGGCUUCGGUCCUCAGAAUAACGCUGACCCGUACGGUGGGGCGCCGCAUCAGCACCACGGCCAGGCUCCCUGGAACAAUCUUGGUCGACAGCAGCAACACCAGGCGCCUGCCCACCACCCCACCAACUUCCAGCUGAACCCGAACGCGCCGUCGUUUGUGCCCAAAGCCCAGCAAUCUUCUUCUAAUACUGCUACGUCGUCCUACAAUCUGCCCGCGCAGCAGCAUCAGCACGGGAUGGCCGCCGCCUUCAACCCGGAGAUCCAUGGGAAAGACGGCUACAAUGUCGAAUUGCUUUUCGAAGACAACUCGGCUCAAUACAUCCCGUCGUCUGGCCUUCAGAUGAAGCUGCAGGGCUGCCGGGACAAGGCCGCCGUCAUGGAGGUGCAAAUCGGCUUCGAGCAGCUGCUGGGCGACACCACAGAAUUCGAGAGCUGGUCGUGGGCCAUCCAGAAGCGCAUGGCCACGCCCGAAUUCGGUAUCGAGGACAAGAAAGUGGCGACGGCGCUAGCUAUUGAGAUGGCGAUUUUUGCCGGUCAAGGCGACGAGGAAACUCUGCACCCCUACACCUUCGCCCGGCUGGUCGCCCAACUCUUCAGCGAGAACGCCGAUCUGAUCAUGAACUGCGUGCUGCCCGUCUUCCAAGAAUUCCACGAGUCGCGGAACCACAUGGAGGAGGACAAGCGCCGCAACUUGAGGCGUUUCACCGCCGAGCUGUUCUCCAGGUUAACAAUGAACGAAAUGCGCAUCCAGCCACUCGGCAAGGCCCUCCUCGAUCAGGUCGAAGAGCGGGUACGGCUGCCCCACAACCAGCAGUCCGACGACGACAUCCAGCACGUCAUCACCAUUCUGCAGAUCGCCGGCCGCCACUUGAACACCAUGGACCCGCUGAAGCCGCAGUUGAAUGACGUGAUGACGGUGCUCGACGCCUUCUCCAACGGACACCACAAGCUCGGCGAGCACACCCGGGGCGAGCUGAAGAGCCUCAUCAACGAGCACACAAAGAAGAAUUGGCAGGGCGUGCAGCCGUUCCGGCACCCGGCCACUAUGCAGUCGAGCAGCUAUGUCGAUGAGAACGGCGCCCAGAUCUCGCUGAGCGACGAGGAGCGGGCUUUUUAUGACACGCACGUCGACGAGCCGUACAAUGGCGAGGAGGAGGACCAGGAGAUGAUCCGCGACUACGAGCUCUACCUGAAGGAGAUCAACGACCAGCAGCUGGCCCAGGAGCAGAUGGCGAAGCUGUCGCUGGACAAGGUGACGACAGAAGCCUCCGCCGGAAGCAGCAACGAGCAGCCGAAGCCCAGCGAA